CUCAAAGAGCGCGGCAUUGAUCUCAUGGCAUAUCAGAGACAAACCGAUGGACCAAAUGAUAGCAUAGAUAUGAAACGGAGGACAUCUGUCACACCAUCAAUGGUCUCAUCUCUUAGUGAGGGAUCGGAAGGGACGGACGUUAGGGAACCGAUAGAAGCAAACGAACAGGAAGUGAAACCUGAACUCAAAAUGAUUGGAUCCGUUGAGACAAAUAUUUAUAUGGAGUACAUUAAGGCGGGCGCUCGACCUCUGCUCAUAACACUUACCAUUUUGACUAAUCAAAUAAACAAUAAACCAGACGAAGUGGACCAGACAUUCAAUAUAAUAGUGUACACGAGUCUAAUGAUUGGUCUGUUUGUGUCGGCCCUGUUGUCCACCAUUUGUUUCUACAUAAUGUGUAUGAGAUCUUCGGUUAAUCUCUAUAACCGAAUAUUCUAUGCAUUAUUGCGAUCACCGAUACAUCUCUUCGAGAGUUCGCCCAUUGGGCGAAUACUUAAUAGGUUUUCAAAAGACACGGGAAUUGUCGACGAAGUGUUACCAUCGGUUGCUUUUGAAUUUAUUAUUGUAAAUUAUGCCCGGAGUCCGGUGUACUCUCACGUGAACACAACGCUGUGUGGGCUGACAUCGAUCCGUGCGUUCGGCGCACAGCAUAUGUUUGAGCGUCAGUUUGAAGUCCACCAAAACGACAACACCUCUACUUUUUUCCUAUUCAUCUGCACUUCACGAGCACUCGGAGUCUUAGUGGACAACAUUUGCGUAUUAUAUCUCAGUUGUGUUAUUGUGUAUAUCAUGACCACCAAUGAUAAUAUUCCCGGAGGAAAUGCUGGACUUUUGUUGACAUCGGCCCUGUCGAUUACGGGUUUGGUGCAAUGGUCUAUUAAAUCAUCGACUGAUACCGAGUCCCAUAUGACUUCUGUCGAGCGAGUCUUAGAAUACACAGCCAUUAAACUCGAGGCAGAGCUCGAGUCCACUCCCGACCGGAAACCACCCAAAGAUUGGCCACAAAUGGGAGAAAUA
Molecule: messenger RNA, 1017 nt
Organism: Medioppia subpectinata
Lineage: Eukaryota; Metazoa; Arthropoda; Arachnida; Sarcoptiformes; Oppiidae
Source: the annotation of a GenBank genome assembly